CAGUUAGGAUUUGUUUCGACAGUGGAACAACAAACACGAAGCUUGCGUGGUCUACCCCCUUGCUUCCCCAGGCGCAUGAUCUCCGAACUUUGACGUCAGCCUCUUCCCACUUGCAUGGUCAGGAAUUCUCUGGACUCAAGGGAGGGGAAGUAGAGACGAGAGAAGAGAAACACCAGCUCCUCCGCCGUCGGUUGUCGCCUGUCACAUGGACGAGUGGUAUCACUACUCGGCCGCCUAACAACAUAUCCUCUCCAAAUGAUGGAAACAUACUACGGCCAGGUGCGGACCCCCGCCGAUGCGAUCAAGCUGUUCGAGGCAUGUCGUCUCGGCCUUCUCCCCCGGGUUCAAAGGAGGCUAUCAGAAAAGGAGCGCCAGCAGAUCCGGUCGGGCUCCGUGUUUGUCUGGGACGAGCGUGAAGCCGGCAUGCGGAGGUGGACAGACGGCAAGUCAUGGAGCGCCAGCCGCGUAUCCGGCAGCUUCCUGACGUACCGGGAGAUGGAGGGCAAGAGGGGGAACGCCUUCGGUGCAAGCAGGAGAGGUGCCGGAAAGACUCCCGAUUCGGGCCGCGGCAGUGACGAAGACCACGACGACGGAGAACCAGACGGAUACCGGUACAAACCCGACGGGCUCAUGAAGCAGUCGUUCAGCAUCACCAACUCGGCAGGCCAGCAUCUCCACCUGAUCGCUUACUACUCCAGAGGGUCGCCGCUCAACUUGCCGCAGCCCAGCAUGGAUGCCGCUCUCCGGCAUAUUGUUCCCCCCAAGGGGAUGUACCCCGAAUCGAGCCUGACCGAGGCGUCGCCGGCUGCCGCAGCGCGGCCGAUGCACCAACCGUCUUAUCCGCCGCACCACCAUCAGCCGCUUCCUCCUUACGGCUAUCCCGCUCCAUAUCCGCCUCCAGGCUAUGCAUGGCCUCCGUCUCCCGCCGGGACGCCUCCAUACAACCACGGCCAGUACCCAUACUCUGGGCUGCACUCGUACCCGCCUCCCCUCCCUCACCUCCCUCACCCGCCUCACCCGCCGCAACCGUAUCCGCCUGCCGCACCGAAUUCUCACUACGAACGAGCACCACUACCACCCCCGCCGCAGCAUCCACCACUUCCGGCCCCAGACCCACACAAGGCCGGCAUGCCACUUCCGCAGACAUACCCACAGAAUCAUCAUCAGUCGCCACAGGCUCCACCGCCGAGGCUACCUCACCCCGACUCUCCACGAUCGCAGCACUUGCAAGCACAAGCCAGGGACGCCGUCCAGAUGGACGCGCGGUUAGCACCCAUCGAUGCGGCGCGCACCCAAACCACGGCCUUCCCUGAGCCAGGACAGCUAGCCCAGGAGCAACCACACCAGCAGAACGGGACUCUGCAAUCACCGCCGCCAUCUCAAACAGCGCAGCAACGAAACUCGGCCCCUAGCCCCCCUCAUCGUGCGCUGUCCCUCUCCCCGCCGCGCAGCGCCGUCUCCGAACGCCGCAGUCCCGACCACCCCCCGACCGGCACGUCCACAGCCAGCACCAAGCCCGUCCUUUCCGCCCUGCUUCUCCACCCUCCGCCGUCGACAGCUGGCUCCGAGCCGAGCAGUGCAAACACCCUCAGCGGUGGUGCCGGCGUCAACAGUGCGGGCAGCUCACCCAACGCGCUGAUCGGCAGCGGACCGCCCAACGGGACUGUCCCGCUAGCGGCAGCGGCGGCCGCGGCAGCGAGGACGCCGCAGGAGCAACGGCUGGCCGUGGAGGAUGCGAGGACCAUUGGGGUGCUGAAUAAGAACUUCUUUUGAGGCCCUGGCCCGUAUGGAUUUCGCGCGAUGGGCGGUACGCGGUGCCGCCCCGGGGGCCGCGCUUUUCCCUACCUCCGCAGGGCAUAUUGACUUGUCUCGGCGCACCGCUACUCUUGCCUAUCUGAUACCCGAGGUAGAUGCGCAGGCGCUUCGCUCGUUCGGAUCGGGCAUUGACUGGCUGCGUCUUGCAAGCCCUCCUCCUCAUGUGCAGUGGAAGGGUGUAGCAAUCUAAGUGGGGUUGUUGGUGAGGGUUUGCAUGGAGAAGGGGCUGGGUAUGCACCAAG
Thermothielavioides terrestris NRRL 8126 is the source of this 2057-nucleotide messenger RNA. RefSeq lists its product as uncharacterized. Gene Ontology annotation, molecular function: DNA binding. Bases 259 to 1773 code for a protein of 504 amino acids. The record is from RefSeq and is a predicted model, not a curated record. The transcript has a single exon. NCBI's taxonomy places the organism in Eukaryota, Fungi, Ascomycota, Sordariomycetes, Sordariales, Chaetomiaceae.